This is a messenger RNA of Racocetra fulgida, 348 nucleotides long. NCBI's taxonomy places the organism in Eukaryota, Fungi, Glomeromycota, Glomeromycetes, Diversisporales, Gigasporaceae. The record is from the annotation of a GenBank genome assembly.
AUGUUUCGCAAGACUGAUUAUGAAAAGACGAAUGAUCAUGAGAUACCAAAUGAUAAUUUAAUAUCAGACGACAAUGAAUUAUUGAGAGGUGAAGAAAUAAAUUAUGGAAGUUCUUUCGAAGACAAAAUAUUAGAUGAAGAAGAAAUGCCUGUAGAUUAUAGUAACAAAGUGUCAAGUGAAGAGGAGUCAGAUUUUUUUGAUGAUAAAAUAUUGGACGAUAAAGAAAUGCUGGUAGAUUAUAACAGCGAAAUGUCAAAUGAUGAAUCUGUUUUAUUUGAUAAGGAUAUAUUAGACAAUGAUGAAAUGCUGGCAGAUUAUAAUAAUGAAGUGCUAAAAGAAUCUGAUAAA